GAAGCACAGAUGAGACAAGGACGCGUGUUCAGUCACCAUGUCCCCGCUGGUCAGCUCGCCUCACUGGGCCGCAGCCCCACGGGGCGGGACAGGCUGGGCCGAGCAUCCCCCCUCACGGGGGGUCUGGCCCACCCCACGGAACUUUCUAGCUCCCCACACGUCUGCUCGAUGGUGCCACAUCUGGCUCCUUUAUUUUCUCUGAAGCGCGCCCGUCCCCAUCGCUGGCCCCAAGAAUGGAGACUGAGCAAACGGGGUUUCAGGUUUCCAGCGGGUGGUGAGCCCAGCUGAAGGCAUUUCUGUUAGCAACACAACACUGAUUUUUUUUAUAGUUUAUUUCAUUUUUGAGACAGAGAGAGAGAGAGAGAGAGAGAGAGAGAGAGAAUCCCAAGCAGGCUCCACACUGACAGCAAAGAGCUCAACUCCAUGAACCUUGAGAUUGUGACCUGAGCCGAAAUCAGGAGACAGAUGCUUAACGGACUGAGCCACCAGGAGCCCCAACAUAACACUAACUUUGAUGACGACGAGUCUAGGAGGUCCACGGUCUGAGACGUGGCCACGGCCCGUGUCUCACAAACCCAGAUGGGCAGAGACAGACGUUAGAAGCCACCGGGUGCCCACUUCCAACGUCCCAGACGCUUGCUGUGCUAGGUUCUGCUCUUAGCUUGGGGAGCUCCCGUCUCGCAUCGGCGGGGUUCAGACAACUUCGGGGGCUCAUUCACAAGCCCGCUCCCGGGUCUGGGUCGUGAGAACGUCGUGUGGUGUCUACGUGGUUUGGCUGGACGGGACACAAGGGUUCCCUGCACCCUUGGCCCCACUCCAUUUCUCACGGCGCUGACGGGUUCAACCAAAUGCCUCCCCCCACCCCAGUUCACCAGCCUUGCUGGGGGCGUGGGGGGCAGAAGCCCCCUCCAGACGACAAACACGGGAGAGCUCAAGGUUGUGACGUGCCCUGGGGACAACGUGUGUCCCCCACACAGAGCGUUCCUCUAGCUGGCAGAGCCCCCCUCCCCACCCCGAAAGGAGCGGGUGGAGAAAGGACACACAGUGAGUGCACAGAAGUGCGGGAGGACUUCUCCCGCGUGGCUCCUCCCGCCCCCAGCCCCGCAGCCACUGGGGAGCAGAAAUUAGCAUCAGGUAAUUAACACCAGUCCUAUACAGCCCAUUAACGGUAUUUAGGUACGUCUGGGGAUGCGCUCUCAGGUAAUGGAUACUACGGCAGAAAAAUAAUGUAAAAAUGGAGCCAAAGUGCUUUUUUGAAAAGAGGCCACUCAUGUGAGUCCAGCGGCAUUUAAGACGGCUUCCAAGGCAUUAGCAUUUCCGCCGUGAGAAAAUCGUAACGGGACAGUCCUGCACAGAGCCGCUCGACGCCCCCACGGAUCGCCACAGCUCCAGGUGACGGGCCGUGUUCGCACCAACCUUCCCCGGCAUCUCAUUACGGCAAUCAGAUCGGAGGCCGCGAACAUGGUGGAGGCACUCCUCCCCGCUCCGUCCCCUGCUCUGUUGACAGGACGCAGCACUGAGCCAGCCUGUGCCCGGCGGCUGGACCACGCAGAAGACCCUUCAUCGCCCCGCAGGUUUGCACAGCAAGUGAGGGACCUGGGACACGUCCACUGGCGAGGCCCCAGCACGGCUGUUCUGAGCACUCACGAGCCUUCAGGAAAGAGGGAACGAGACGCCAGCCCUCAAGGCCGUCGGCAGGGACCCCGGGAGUCACCCCCCCCCCCGCCCUGUGCUGGCACUCACCGGCCCCUCCCCUGAAGUUCCAGACAUGAAGAAGAUCAGGCAGGUGGGACUGGGUGGGGGGUCCCUGCAAGUUCAGAGCCCCAACUUCCCACCCCUUCCCUGCAGCUGUGCACCUGCAGCCCUGUGCGGGGACCCACGGGGUGCAGAGGGCAGGUGGAUGUGCCGCCUUCCUGCCCAGCAGAGGCCCCCGAGGUGGUGGGGAUGGCACUCCCAGAGUGGGAGCGGGGAGAAGACGGGCCAGCUCAGCCUCCCGCUCACUCCUGGCGCCUCCAGGGCAGAGACAGGAGGCCCACGCAGGCUCCCCUGCUCCAUCUGGGUCCCCACUGCUCCAUCCAGGGCCACGCCAUCACCCCGUAGCAGGGACACCACUCCUGUGUGCAGGCCCAGUGACCAGGCAGGAUCCGCGGGCCGCCCGCCGCGUGUCCCAGGGCCUGUGAGGCCUCCCGGGUCAGCAGCGGGGGUCCAUCUGCACCUCCGAUGUGAGACGGACAUCGGCCGUGUUCCAGAAGAGCCCCCGUGGCUGCACGACCAGACCCUGGGCCCUGAGCGGCCCGCCCUGCAAGUUUCCUGCCGGCAGAUGCCCCCUGCGCCCCUAAGAUGGUCCGCUCAUCGGCAAAGCGAGGUCAGCAGGGCUCAGGCCUCUCGGGAGCAACACAUCCACCUGCACGCAUGUCUGCUCCCCCCUCUCCCCAGGCACGCGUCCCCUGGAGAGGGCAAACAGCAAACGCAGCGGGCCCCAGUGAGCCCCAGGGCAGUACCACAGGGCCCAGAACCACCCCCCGGCACCGACCAGCCCCGGCCUGCGCGGCUGGGAACCCCGAGGUGAGGCGGCCGCUGGGGCUCUGUGAUACGGAGGGAUGUCAGCCAGGGCAGGGACCAAAGGAAGGUGGAACCCAGCUCCCGAGCAUUACUACAAGCCGGUCCCGGAUGACUCACUUCUCAAUUAGCCACCUCAUUAUGGGAAGAGCCUGUCACGCCUGCUAAGUGUCAGGGAAUGUUUUGACAGGAUCUCCUCUCCAGCCCAGCCAGGGUGGACGUGGGUACCGCACCAGUCUCCCCGAAGCGUGGAGGGUCCCCGCACGCGCUGUGUGCUCGGGGACACCGGCCCAUCAACAUGUGGGGCUCGCGCUGCACCAGGUGACCCGGGCGACCCACCCCCGGCUGAAAGCACACUCGAGGUGUUUGUCCGGCGACGUUCCUACUUUAUUAUGUGAACGACAGGCCAAAUCCCACUGGUCCUUCGGCCCAAAGAGCUGAAGCAGAAAACAAACAACAGUCGCUGUGAUGCGGCGGGGGAGGGGGCCGUGGCCUCCGCGUCUGCUUCGGCGGCGGGCACGAGCCCCGCCAGCCCGCGGGACUCAGCUCUGUUCUCGGCCUGGCACACGGGUCAGCACCCUCAGCUCGGGAGGGAAACUGAGGCCCAGCAGGGGAGCUGCGGGAUGUGUCUGUGCUGUGCACGUGCACGCUCACGGACACAGCACAGAGGGACGGGGCAGGGGAAGCAGCCGGCAAAGGAAGCCGAUGGGCAACGCCUGCGGAUCCCGUCUCCGUGGCUGAGAAAAUCUUUAGGAACAGCCAACCUCGACCUCUCCUGUCUUACCGAGCAGGGCGUCUCCUGGGACGGCUGACCCUGUGCGGGGCCAACAGCAGGUCUGGCUGGAGACACACAGAGUCUGUCCACUCUGAGCCUGGGGUCUGCAGGGAGCACAGGCACCCUGGUGGCCGGGAGGUCUGAAUGGCCCCCCGGUGUGGGCCUGCUGACCCCGGACGCCCUCUCCCUGCACAGGGCUCCUUGGCCCAGUGACAGGGCAAGAGAAGGGACACGUUGCAGCCCCUCCAGGGUAGCAGGCUCCGGCUUCCGCCAAAAGGACUGAAAUAAAGGCAUUUCUCAGCAGCCAAAGGUCCUGCCAGUGGCAGCAGAACUUUCUGGAAGGAAAUGCACUGAAGAAACACGUUCCGAUGAGCUCUAGGCGGAAAUCUCGGAGUCACCUGGAGGGACCUGACCGCCCCCCGGAAAGGAGAGAGUGAUUAAGCAAGGGGCUAGAUGACAGGAAGGGCAGGUGGGCUCCCCAUCAGCACAGGGCCAGGUCUGUUUACUACCUCCAAAUGGCGGCAUCACCAUCAUCAACACGGUUACGCGUGCGACGCAGAGAAACUGCCACGCAGACGACAGACUGCAAGCGACGGGUGAACCCUGCACCACUUCCCAGCUCUGGAAAACAGACGUGCGUGGAAACGUGUGGAGACACCUCCUGUCCCAGCCGACAGCCUUUCCAGCAGGCUGGGAAUGGCUGGGAAGGGCUGGGGAGUGCGGUCUGGGCAGGCGGAGAGGUCGAGGUCGGGCUGGGUGCUCCACAGCCUGGAAACCCCCCAACGGCCGGCCAUUCAGCCACAGAUACAGCCCUGCGGUUGUCACCCUGCCCACGCUGAGCCCCAGGCCCAGAGUCUCACUCAACAAACCAGGAAACACCGGUGUGGGUGGGUUGACUGGGGACCCACAAACUAGAACAGGGAUCCCGGCCUGGGGACGGGGGCUGGCGAUGAUGCUCAACAGCCCGCGGUGCCCAGGACGGACAGCCCCACCUCAGGGACACCCACACGUGCGCAGUGCUGGGGGCAGAAACCCCGAAGCAGGGGGAUGUGGGAAGAGACCAGUGUUCAGGGAGCUUAACCUCAGAGGCGUCAAAGCAGGAGCCACAGAAAGGAGGUGAGGGUCACGGGAGCGCCUCUGACAAUGUCCUACCAGGGACGCUUGACAAAAUACUGAGCGUGUCCUCAGGGUUCCACACUUUCUCCCUCUUUUUGUUCCCCUUUUAAAUCUUUUUAAUCAUUUCUGGUACUGCGGAAACAGAUUGAUCCUGGAGGAUCCAGCCAGUUUUCAGACAUCCUCUCCAGGCCUGUCCCCAGGCAUUUGACCACGCCCCCAGACCUCUGGCCACGCCCCCAGGCCUUCAACUCCGCCCUUCCUUCAGCCCCGCCCUUAGACACCUGACCACGCCCCCAGACCUUUGAUCACGCCCCCAGACCUUCAAUUUGGCCCAGCCCUUCAGCCCCGCCCCUAGACAUUUUGUCACGCCCCCAGACCUUUGGCCACGCCUCCAGAACUGAAUCCACUGUGGUCAAAGCGUCAGGGUGCCAGGAUCGAGGAGCGUUUGCUCCAAGAAUCAGGCAGGCCCCUAGUGGCCGUGUCAGGGCCAGAGCUCAAAGCCUAAAACAGGAUGAAGGGAGCAUUCACUGCCCGGGGCGGGGCAUUCGGAUGAACAGCACUGCACGGGGGAGGGGGAUGAGGCCGUGUGUUCAAGGGAGGCUUCCUGGAGGAGGCUCUCUCCCAGGGCCAGUCCAGCUCACGGUGCCUGCCUGCAGUCAGCAGCAGUGCAGGGUGCUACCCCUUGAGGGGACCCGGCAGGUAGUGAGGGAACAUCGCAAUGGCCCAGGCAGCCCAGGCUGUGCAGGUGAGAACAGACACACACACACCACCUUCCUAAGAAGGGAAGCCCCUGGUGGAGGCCUCGGGCCGGACUCUGCCAGAGCAGGACAGAGGCACCCGGAGUCCCACCAGCAAGGCAAGAUCUGGCUUUGGGAGGCCCGGGGCGACCCGAGGAUGCGGUGAGCGCUGAUCGCCAGAGGAGGAGAGAGGCACAGAGCUUUCGGUCAACGGGGAGCCACGGGUGGGGUGUCAGAGCGGCCAGCCUGGAGGCAGAGGCCCCGCUGAGGACGGUGUGAGGCGCCCAGGAGGGGCUGGGGCACAACAGUGAAGGCCGACCUGGAGGACAGCAAGACUCAUUUUGGAGGAAGACCGUGCAAGCAGGCCGGGCGCAGGGACGGCCGAGGCGGGGCCCCGCUGACGGCCAGGCGGGAAAGGGGCUGCGGGAGGGAACAGGGGUUCGGGGCCAGACCCUGGGCUGCGGCCUGCCGUUCUGAGGUUGGGGCUGGCUGUGACCAGAGAGGGCAAGGGUGCCAGCAGGACAGCGUGCCUGGCCCAGGCCGCGUGUGCCCUGCCCGACUGCCUCUGCUUCGUGCUGACGUCCAGUCCCCUCGGGAUGCCAGCCCAGGAAGGCCACCACAUCCACCUCUUUCCCGGGGCCCCUAAUUCCCAGUCACCGGAAUCAACGGGAGGCCGAGGCUCCUGCCUCACACCGGUGCCUGGGGCUGGCCCUCCACCGCCCCUGCCUCAUGCAACAGAUGUGGAAGGACAGCCAGGCGCCUCCGUGGGACCCCCAGGCCAGUCCCUCCACGGGAGGCCCACCUGUGGCAGGAGACCGCCAGGGACCAGGGACGGGAGGUGGCAGCUGUGGCGGGGAGAGAGCUCUCCCAGGCAGACUCUCACUAAGGGGCCACCUUCCCGCCAGGCCCAGGCCAUUCUCCGGGAUGCGGCUGGUGCGCUGUGGGGGAAGGGCCUCCCCAGACACGGGAGGAGCAGGGCAAUCUGGAGGGGUCCAGCUCACCCCGCUGGAGACAGAAGCGUUUGCACCCUUGGUCCCGGCAGCCACUUUGCCCCCAGAGCCCUCCACCACAUCCACCAGGGUGCAGGGGGAGAAGGGUGCCGCCGUCUCCCGCCAGCGGCUUGGCGUUUCUGGACAGCCUGUGCUGCCCGCCGGGAGUUUCAACUCAUGCUCCCAGGCGGGUCUGAGAAACUGCAGACCAGAGUAGGAAGGCAGCGGCCGGCCCUCGGGGAGCUGGUGGCCCUCCACCAGCUGGUGGCCGAGGGACGCCCUGCAGAAGCCACAGGGCACUGGGGCACCAGCCCCAAACUCCAGCUCCAAGGGUCUGCGGAGGGCGAGCAAGGGACACCACUAGAUUCCAUUGGCCUCCUGUGCCAGUGUGGGCCCCAGAGCGCAGCCAGUGACGCUCCCCCCAAACAAAUGACAACGGGCGGGUCCACGGGCCCUCGCCUCUCCCGCAGCUGUCGCUCCAGCCUCCGAUCCCCCCACAAGCAGGAGACCCCGAUCUGGGUCCUCCUUGUCAAUCUCUCGGCCGUCACCCACGCUCCGGGUGACAGGUGGCAUUCUGUAGAGGUCAUUAACUCCAGAGCACCACAUUUUAAUGCAGAAACGAGCCCUUCUAAAUCGGCACAGCUGCGAAGCUAUAUAAAGAAAUGGGGAUUUUAAUGUUUUGCUUUUCUUUCCUCUUCUAGUGCCACAUUAUCAUAACAUUUCCCCAUAAUCACGUCCAUAAAAGUCACCUGAAAAUACUUCAUGCCACGAAAGUUGAUCUACACGUGUCAUUCAGUGGAUGUCAAGUGGUGAGUCCCGAGCAGGAAAUUCCAGCAUGAGAUUCAGCCAGGAGGCCUGGCGCUGAGCAGACCCGGUGAGGCAGGCGGUGGGACGCAGCCUCCUUCCGGGGAUCCGCUGUCCUCUGUCCUCACUGGCAAGAGUGAGGUGCCAGAGACAACCCUGAGAGGCCGUGCGUCCCCUGUUCCCCGGAUACUGAUCCCCAGAACACUUGCCCCGAGGGUCUCUGCCCGGGAGGAUGCUUCCGUGAGUGAACCCCCUUACCUCGUGAAUGUUCGAGCAACCAGCCUGGCUAUUUCAAAUCCCACAAACAGAGGUGACUCAUUUUUAUGAAGUUGAAAGAGAGAAGCACUACAUUUUCUCUAGCCAGAAAUUCAUCAGAUAAAAACACACAGGAAGAUAGAGAAAAAAGAAAGAAAGAAAGAAAGAAAGAAAGAAAGAAAGAAAGAAAGAAAGAGAGAGAGAGAGAGAGAGAGAGAGAAAGAAAGAAAGAAAGAAAGAAAGACAGACCUUGAGAUGAGAAAUAAACUUGUGAAUGGCAUCCUUUCAUUAAGCCCGGUAUUCUUGAAUUUACCUCUCCAAGAACCCCAGAACUAAAAUUUGAACAGCAGGCAAGUAGCACAUUCUAAUCUCUCCCAACUAUGCAAUAAGUUAUAUUUGUAAAGAAAAUGCGGCAUCAGAGAGCCCACGCUCGGUUAGUAUUCUAAUGGAUUAAAAACAAUUCAGAAGUUGUCUGUAAUUUCUUCUCACCGUUGCAGCCGAGGAUGUGAGAUUUAACUCAAAGCUACAAGUUAAUCUUGAUGGGAUUAAUUGGGGAAAAAAAUCCGUGUCAGAAAUCCCUGCACGCCAGGAAUGUGUGCCCACCCGGCUGUCCCCAAGGGGGAGGGCACGGUGCUCUCCACCUUUGGACUGAAUACUGCAUACAAGGUUCAAAGUCAAGGCUUGGCGUCCUACAGCAUUCCACUAGCUCAUCAUUUUCCCCGUCUCCCUCGCCGGCGUGAUGGCCACGGUGCCGGGAGCCAGCGAGGGAAGACCACAUGCUCAGCAAGGAGCACCCGGCCGCAGUCAGACCACUGUGGUCGCCCCAGAGCGCCCCACUCCUUGUUCGAACCACAUCCGGUCCCAGCCCUCUGCUCCAGAUAUGCCAAGGGUAAGAGGACAGAGACCAGCUCUUUCUGAGCCACAAGGAAAGAGGCUUCCCCCGAUGAGAAGAUGGAGUUUCAACUUUCUCCUCCAAGCUCGACAUCCCCCAAGCCAACGAGUCCCUACGCCCCAGCCCUGCUGUCCAGAGGAGGUCCCGACACCACCACGUGUGCGUCUUCAAGAAAGCCACCGAGGACCCCCUCCCUCUCUCUGCUUUUCCUGGCAAUUCUUCCCCAAUGGGAGAAAAUGACAAGACUGUGUCACUAUAGCAACUAACCUAAUUGGUGGACUGUAGGUAUUUCUCCCGCCAGAGGGUGGAGCCCAUCUCCCUACACAUGAGUCUCAGCCCGCUGGGCCCCGCACAGCAGAACAUCCCCUAACUGAAAACCAGGCCAAGAAAUAAUCCAGCUUUCUUUCAGCAGCGCCGGAAAGUGAGCACCUUCUGGGCUGCAGAGAAGCGCUCAGAUUUAAUAGGCAGGAUAAUUGAAUCCUGCAUGAUACUUAUCAGUUUCCCUAAUUAAUAUGAUACAAAUAUAUCUGCUCCAUAACACAAAAACAUUUUGGGUAAUAAAAAUCCUGACUGAUAACAAAAACAAUUUACAAACAAGGAUGCUGACUAUUCUCAUUCAUCCCAGAUACAUCGGAAAAGAGAACGGAAAUCAAGAGAACUGUUUAAUUGGCAUUUCGUGUGCUUUUAUCCAUUCGAAAAGAAAAAAGUGUUGUUGCUUUCUUUUCUGCAGGACGGCUGUUCCACGCUAUAAAUCACGAUUAUGGCUAUUCCGGAUUUUAGUAAACUGUUUCAAUUUCUCCCAGUGCACUUCCGGUGAAAUGGGGGGUGGCUGAAAAUAUCUUAUCUUAUCGUCAAUUAUUCCAUUACCCGGAAAUAGCAACAACCACGAAAAUGUGGUUCCCGCAACCUUCCAUUAUUAAUGAUUUCUGCUCCUCCGAAUGUAACGUGUUACCCAAUGUCCUUGUCCCAGCGGAAGAGGUGUUUCCAGAACGCCAGGGAGGC
This is a messenger RNA of Felis catus (domestic cat), 9129 nucleotides long. RefSeq lists its product as uncharacterized. The record is from RefSeq and is a predicted model, not a curated record. Bases 5784 to 6851 code for a protein of 355 amino acids. Lineage: Eukaryota; Metazoa; Chordata; Mammalia; Carnivora; Felidae. The transcript has 2 exons.